AUCUGAGGAGCGCGGGUCUCAGCCCCGGGAAUUGACUGGGCGUUUCCGUUGUCGGCAUUUCGAGACAGGAGCCGUAUACUAAAGAUGAUGUCAGGAAGCUUCUACUUUGUAAUUGUUGGCCACCAUGAUAAUCCAGUUUUUGAAACGGAAUUUUUGCCAGCUGGGAAAACAGAAUCCAAAGAUGAUCAUCGUCAUCUGAAUCAAUUCAUAGCUCAUGCUGCUCUUGACUUUGUGGAUGAAAACAUGUGGCUUUCAAACAACAUGUACCUGAAAACUGUGGACAAGUUCAGUGAGUGGUUUGUGUCAGCAUUUGUCAGUGCAGGCCAUAUGAGAUUUAUUAUGCUUCAUGAUAUAAGGCAAGAAGAUGGAAUAAAGAACUUCUCUACUGAUGUCGAUGAUUUAUAUAUAAAGUUUGCAAUGAAUCCAUUUUAUGAACCCAACUCUCCUAUUCGGUCAAGUGCAUUUGACAGAAAAGUUCAAUUUCUUGGGAAGAAACAUCUUUUAAGCUGAAUGCAGAAAAAUUUCAAAAUAAACAAUGUCAC
Fukomys damarensis (Damara mole-rat) is the source of this 542-nucleotide messenger RNA. Its product is annotated as trafficking protein particle complex subunit 2-like. The record is from RefSeq and is a predicted model, not a curated record. Gene Ontology annotation, cellular component: TRAPP complex; cytoplasm; nucleus. Bases 85 to 510 code for a protein of 141 amino acids. Gene Ontology annotation, biological process: endoplasmic reticulum to Golgi vesicle-mediated transport. The transcript has a single exon. NCBI's taxonomy places the organism in Eukaryota, Metazoa, Chordata, Mammalia, Rodentia, Bathyergidae.